Messenger RNA from Hyalella azteca, 2039 nucleotides. RefSeq names its product monocarboxylate transporter 14. Gene Ontology annotation, molecular function: monocarboxylic acid transmembrane transporter activity. The transcript has 4 exons. Bases 159 to 1469 code for a protein of 436 amino acids. Gene Ontology annotation, biological process: monocarboxylic acid transport; transmembrane transport. NCBI's taxonomy places the organism in Eukaryota, Metazoa, Arthropoda, Malacostraca, Amphipoda, Hyalellidae. The record is from RefSeq and is a predicted model, not a curated record.
CACUUGAACUAAAAUUAUAUAUUGUUUAUUUGGCAUAACUUAAAACGUCUGAGACGAGUGAAAAAUGUUCUACUUCUCAGACAAUAUUAGUCGGAACCAAUUCAUGCUUCAGCAUUGAAUUCACUUCACGAAUCGCGGACCAGCCAGCCACGUUCACCAUGUGGACGUACAACGUCAACGUCUUUCUAUUCUACAUCGCCUACGUCGUUACGGGGCCCAUAACCAAGCACGUCGGGGAGAGGAGGGUGGCUCUCGUCUGCUCCACCGUUGCAUCUUUUUCAUAUAUUUUGCUAGCGUUCAGCACCUCUGCAGUGGCGUUGUUUUUCCUCUUCGGGAUUGUGUUUGGUUUAUCUUCAGGCAUGACCCACUCAGUGAGUUUUGUCAUCCUGCCGCAAUACUUCGAGAAGCACCGCGGUCUCGUAAUUUGCUUGAAUGUGGCCACCGUGGGUUUCAGUCUAGUGGCGAACCCGCAAAUUAUAAGGGCCCUGCAAGUAGCCUUCGGAGCCUCAGGAGCAAUACUUGUGCAUGCGGGACUCAUUUUAAACACGGUCGUGACAAGUGCACUUUUCCAGCCAGUCAAGCGGCAUCAGCGAGUAUGUGAAGCGACCGAAGAUGUACCUAAAAACACGAUUGUACCAGAGGAUAUGAAGAAUUUACCUCGCUUCGAAACAAUAGAUGAAAAAGAAAACACUCAAAUUAAUGAGGAAAAUCCUGACAAAUCACUGAACGUGAAGCAUAUCGCAAAGGAAGUCAACAGGUGCUUCGAGUCCUGUAAAUUAUUUGGAGUGUUAAUCAACGGUUUUGCUUUUGCAGUAUUUCUCGUGGGUUUUUCAAACUUUGCGGUAUUGGUGCCACUAAUGAUGAAAUCUAGUGGUUACAAUGCCACGAACGCUGCCCUGGCAGUUUCCUGUGGCUCUCUCCUCAACUUCCUUGGCCGACUGUCGAUGGCUCCUCUGGCCGACCGUCCUUGGUUCUCCAACAAGCAUGCGUAUAUGAGCGGUUCAGUUAUAGCAGCGAUCGGCUCUCUAGGUUCGUCCAUGAGAAUUUUACUUAAAAAACUUAGAAAUAAUUCAAAACAUUUUUGCGUGUGUGUCAUUGUCAACUCAUUGGACAUUUCCCCUUUCUUGCUGUGGGACCUGAGACUGCUGCUGGUGAGCUUAGUCGUGUGGGGGACGGGGGUGGGCGUGUCCAUGGGGCUGUGGAUGGUCUUAGUCAUAGAGACUGUCGGCAUCGAGGGCUACAUCCCCGCCAUUGGGGCGUGUGGCCUCAUUGCUGCUUUGGUCACGGUCACGCUGGGCCCUCUAACGGGAGUGGUGCGAGACUUGAGUUCGUCCUACAUGCUGAGUGUGAUGCUGUGCUCUGCACUGCAGCUAACGGCUGCUGUCAUGUGGCUCUUCAUGCCUUGCGCCACCAGACGAGACUUGCGUGUGAAAGACAAGUUGCAGCUUCCAGACGCUGCACGAUCAUAAAAUGAGACUUUGGGGACAUUUUUAGAUAAAUAAAUGCACUUAUACAGAACAUGAAUGUCACUCAAGUUAUGAUCGCAAGAGUAUGAGGAUGGCAUCACUUGGCUUCAUGAAUUGUCGAUUCGUACAUUAAUUGGUGUGUAUAUGCCUCUUAUGAAGCCACUAUUAGUUAGAACGAUGAAUACAUUGCUUUAAAUUAAUGACCGUCUUGUGUUAGUACACAUUGUGAUAAAUAUCAUCGUGCCAUGUUUGAGUAUGCCCAACUUAUGUUAUCAAAUGCACUUGAAUGCUGGUCGACCAAAAAAGGGAUGAAAUUAGGCGUUUAGUGACUGGCGAAGGUGCAAAAUAAAUUUAAAAGUGCACUCUAAAUGUAACGUUCGAGUUCUGUCAAUUUACUUUACAGGCUUCAUUACACUGAGAUUAUAAACAAACGUAUGAUGCAAUCUACUGAAAAUGUUCACAAACUGUCCGUGGACUUUAUAAUUCAUGAAUCGAACUAAUUAGUUGUUCUCGAUGAAAAUUUCCAUUUACUUUACUUUAUAAUUCUUGGAUCUAGGCAGAGAUGGGCAGUAG